Messenger RNA from Candidula unifasciata, 1098 nucleotides. The record is from the annotation of a GenBank genome assembly. NCBI's taxonomy places the organism in Eukaryota, Metazoa, Mollusca, Gastropoda, Stylommatophora, Geomitridae.
AUGGCAGCCUCCUUCAUCUCUAGGACGUUCUUGUCCUACACGAGUUGUGGUAGUAUCAGGACAUUGAAGGACGCCGUGGCUGUUGGUUGCACGAGGAGAAAUUUUGUGACAACAGGCAAAUACCAACAAGCAAACUCAGAAGAUGACAAACUAAACACAGUUCAAAACUCACAAGGCGCUACCCACCAGGAUCCGUUCCCCAUCUUCAGUAAACAGGAAGUGCAGGGUCUGCUAGAGCGUAUAACUGGGUUCAACGCCCUGAAAGUGGCAGGACCACAGAAGAAACCGCUGCAGAGGGCUGUGUACAAGCUUCUGACUGAUGAACAGUUGGAUAAGGAACUGCAGGAGGCACAUGGCCGGUUGAAAGAAAAAUUACAGAUGCCUCCGUUCAUGAAUCCUUAUAAAGAUAAUACAACACCUCUGUCACUAGACCCAGAUCUGGCAGAUUUUGAUACGGCCAAAUAUGUGUUCACAGACAUAUCCUACGGUGUCAAGGACAGGCACCGACAUGUUGUUGUAAGAGAACUGGAUGGUUCACUGAAUAUUGCACCACGUAGUACCAGAGAGAGAAUGAAUCAGAUUUACAACCCCAGGGAAGGGAGAGAGUUCUUUAAGCCUCGGAUGUUUAAUGAGCAAAAUUUAGAGAGAAUGAUAUCCAAAAAACAGUACAUCUACAUCCUGGACAGAGCUUGUUGCCAGUUUGAACCAGAUGAUCCAGAUUAUGUAAAUGUCACACGUAGAGUGUACAGUGCAGUUAACGAUGCCAAAGCCUUUGAGGACUUGAGAUCAACUAGACACUUUGGAUGCUUGGCUUUCUACCUUGUCUGGAACAGGAUGUCUGAUCUGCUCCUCUUGGACAUGCUCAAUAGGGACCUGAUUUCUGAUGCCAAGGACUUGGUCAUCCUGCACUGUAUUAUCCACCCAGACAGCCAGUGUGCAACAUCUGUUGGGAGAUUAGAGAAGGAAGAACCUGUCGCUGUUGUCAAGGCUUACAUAGAGACAGAAGCAAAGUUGAAAGCACAGCUUGAGCUGUCCCUACAAGCCAUGGAAGAUGCAAUGAGAACAAAAGAGAAAUCUGAAGAGAGAUCGUCAUCCUAA